Polychytrium aggregatum is the source of this 707-nucleotide messenger RNA. RefSeq lists its product as uncharacterized. The record is from RefSeq and is a predicted model, not a curated record. The transcript has a single exon. Lineage: Eukaryota; Fungi; Chytridiomycota; Chytridiomycetes; Polychytriales. The coding region runs from base 38 to 490 and encodes 150 amino acids.
ACCUCUUGCCGAUUGCACGCCUGCAGAAAGAUCAGCGAUGCUGUCGACCGGAGGGCAGGCAAGCGAGCAGCAACCCGAAUCCGUGCGCGAAGAACAGCACCCCCCGUCUUGCACAAGCAAAGGUAUGCACAAAAUACUGUCGCUCCCGUGGUGCAUGUCGUCUGGAGCACCGGGACAACUGAUGAAAACCAUAUGGAUAAUGUGUAAUGUCAUAUCAUUCGUGAUGAUGUACCAUAUGUCUGCCUUCCUUCUGAAGUCCUUGCUCGGACGACACACACGUCCUUCGACAUGUGCGGUCGCUGCGAGCUGCGACGUGUCGCCAACCACUGCCAUUGGUGCUGACGGCUUCUCCUUCCCCCAUCCUGUUCCUGUCUCAGGUCUGGCUGCGUCAACGAUCGGAGGUCUGGAUACUGAUGGAUCAGCAAAGGAAGCACAUUCGCUCUGCCAGGUACGAAGCGCGGUGGAUGGUCCGGUCCGACUUGGGCUGUGAUGGCGGAGGACGGAUCAAUGAUGCGCUGCGACCGUCCGACAAUAAACACAUUUUACCGCCAGUAUUGGACACGUCCCGUUCGAUGCGAUGGGUGGAUGGAUGGGUGGAUGGGUGGAUAGAUGGAUGGAUGGAUGGAUGGAUGGAUGGAUGGAUGGAUGGAUGGAUGGAUGGAUGGAUGGAUGGAUGGAUGGAUGGAUGGAUGGAUGGAUGGAUGGAU